Messenger RNA from Diachasma alloeum, 10413 nucleotides. RefSeq names its product midasin. Gene Ontology annotation, biological process: rRNA processing; ribosomal large subunit assembly. Gene Ontology annotation, cellular component: preribosome, large subunit precursor; nucleus. Gene Ontology annotation, molecular function: ATP hydrolysis activity; ATP binding. The record is from RefSeq and is a predicted model, not a curated record. Lineage: Eukaryota; Metazoa; Arthropoda; Insecta; Hymenoptera; Braconidae.
GUGGGAUUAUCAGGCACCGGAAAAAGCAGUGUAGUUCGAGUAUUAGCACAACUGAGUGGACAAAAGCUGCGUUCGAUCGUCGUAAACUCAGCUAUGGACACUACAGAGAUCCUUGGCGGCUUCGAACAGACUGAUUACAAUCGACAUUUGGAGCAGCUUAUUUCGGAUGCUGAGGAUCUAUUGAUCACAUCGAUAACGGAGAAUGUGGAGAGUAAUCGCAAGGACAUUUUCGCCGAUCUCCAUGGCCAAUUGGAAGUUGUUAAAGGAUUAUCCUGUGACGAGAGUCUCCCCAGGACGAUGGCCGCGGAGAUCGAUCUCUUUUUGCAGCGUAUUGAAGAACUUUUGAAGCUGACUUCAGCGAUGCAAGGACUCGAAUCAACACGAAACACUGAUCUGACUGAAAUCGAGAAUAAACUGGCAAAUCUCGCUGCACUUGUGAAGGAAGAUAAAUGUUUGAAUGCCGGUGGCAAGUUUGAAUGGAUCGACAGUGUGUUGGUGAAGUGUCUACGAGAUGGCACAUGGCUCCUUGUGGACCAAGUAAACCUGUGCAGUCCAGCAGUCCUCGACAGACUGAAUGGCCUCCUCGAGCCGAAUGGAGUUCUCACGAUCGGUGAACGAGGUACCGACUCAUCUGGCAACGUCCACACCAUAAAACCACAUCCCAAUUUCCGUCUCUUCCUCACCAUGGAUCCCAACUACGGCGAGAUAUCAAGAGCCAUGAGGAAUCGAGGGGUGGAGAUUUACCUUCCAGGACGAAAGGACAACCCUGAAUCCAAUACUCUGGACAUCAAGUCCCAGCUCUACGCUCUGGGGCUUCUGCGAGACAACCACCAAAACGCACUCAUCGACAUCAAUCAAAAGAUAUUGAGUGCCCACUUGGGAGGAAAACAAAUAGUAGGAGACAGUGAACUCCUCCAAGCUGCAUCGCUCAUCUCGCAGCAAGUGAAUCGAGGUUUUCCUGUCAACAAUGCAUUCAAAACCUCGUGCACCGACGUCUACAUUAAAUCCAGGAGCAUCCACGACCCCACCACCAAACAGACUCUUACCCAGCUGAUCGACAGCUCAAUAGCUUCCCACAAUUUGACUGAAGACAAGCCAUCGUACCUCGAAUGUUCAGAAAUGACCCCCAACAUCCAGGACUUCCUGAACAACGCCAGAACGUGCCUGUUGAAGCAGCAAAACACGAAUCUCCAGGCCAUCUGCAAGAAAUACGACGAGUGGUGGGAGACGUCGCACGACGACGACCUCCGAACCGAUUUCCUCGAUAAAAGCUACUUCCCCACGUGUCCAAGCCCCGUCGAAGCCAAUUGUCCAGUUGCAGAAGACGUAUUCCUCCAUUUCAUGAUAAACUUCUACGAGCGAGGAUGUGUGGACGACUUCCAGUUGAGGCUCGACUUCCUCCUGGAGAGACCAUCCACCUCGACCCUCGAUAUCUACGAUCACCUCUGGAACAAAUUGAAGGAGUUGAAGAAGAUCAUCGUGGAUACAGGUGACAGAUUCCCCAGUCAAUCCCUCCCCUGGCACCCCCUGACGUCCCCCUGUGAAUUCACCCCUGAGCAGUUCCAGUUGGCCCUCAAAAUCUCCUUGAUAACUUACAUCAAGAUAUAUCUGGCUGAAGCAGACAUUCCGGCAGGCUUGGGGCGUGCCUACACUGAGGUAACAGUCGAAGGUUUCUCACGAGCACUACUCGAGGGACUUGUCCCCUAUCGUGAGUGCACAGUCCUGGUGAUUCUGUUCACUCCAGUCGCUGAGAUGUUGAGCCAAUGGAUGCAGAUUUACAUUCUUCAUGUUCUCGAUAAUCUCAGCUACAAGAGCUGCAUCGAUUUUCGAAGGGAUCUGUUGAGCCUGAGACGAUUCUACGAUCAGGGUAAACAGAUACUCUACUACAGACGUAGGGACGAGCCUGAUGAUGAGGAUGAGAGGACUGAUAUCGUCGAGAGGAAUCUCCAGGUGCAUUACCAGUGGAUAUUGAAAUUUGUGGAGAGAACCCUCGACGAAUCCGAGGAGAUUGAGAACGCUGAAGUACAACAGACGAGGGAUAAUCUGAGGGAACUUUUGACUGAACUAACUCUGAAUCUCAAUUCAGACAACGAUGGCUUUAAAAAGCUCACAAGGAUCCUUCGAAAGAACAUGAAAUUUCUGCCUCCAUACAAGUCAGCUGAAAUAAUCACAAUUCACAAUCGAUUCCAGCGAAUUAUCAGCGAAUUUUCACCAGUGGGUGACAUACUCUCAUCCCCUCCACUCGCCUGGAAGCUGAGAUUAAUGCUUAUCCAAAUGAAAGAAUGCACAGAGUUACGGGAGAGUUUAAUUAAAACUUGGAAGAGCAUUUGUAUCAGUCAAAAUCACGAGGAGGCGAAUGGCGUUAUAUCUGCAGUGGAAAAGGUGUCCACUGACCAUAAAUUGUCCCUCAGUACUCCCGAGAAAAUAUCCCAGGCACUGGACUAUGUUUUGUCGAGCAGAACAGCGAAGGAAUUGAAUGAGUCAGCCCUGAAAAUUCAACUGUGGCCCAUUCACGAGUAUCUAUUCUUCUUACUGACCAAUAAAUUGCACAAAAUAGCUUGUGACAAAACGAUCAAAUCGGAGACCCGACCGGUUCGUUGCGAUGCGUUAUCAAAGUUCAUUAGAGUCCCCAGCAUACCAAUUAAUCUGAUCGCAGUGCUUAAUGCGAUUCCCAUCAAUGAGAGUAGAGUGGAGUAUUCACUCGUCUCUGAAUUAUUCUACCAGCUGAGAAAGUUCAGGGACAAUUCACUGGCCUUCAGAACCCCUGAGGCAGUCCUCAACUUCCCUGGAGUCAGUCGUGAUGAUGCUGAUAUGAUUGAAAUGCCCAAUGGACAGCAUGAGGCUACUCCACAUUCCGUCCUGCAACCCACUCUGAUCCUUCUCCUAUCGAAUCUGAUCCUCAACAAGACUGACAACAAGCGAGAGACUCCAGUGAUCAAAACAGCCAGUUUGGGCUCCUGCAAAGAAAAGAUUAAUCAACUGAAGCUGCUGAAUGAAACCAUCUGGAAGAACAGUCUUGCACUCACCUCCAAAGAGUACGAAUUCCAUGGCAGCGAUGUUGCUGCAUUGAUUGCUUCCGUGAUUAAUUACUUGAGAGCCAUCGACAACAUUGGAGGUGAUGAAUAUGCGAGAACAAUCAUCUGCAGUCCAAGAGUGAAUCUUCUGCCUAUUGCCUUCAGGUACGAGAUGGACUACCUUCGCCCUCUGAAGCUAUUGAGGAACUUUAUUGAGAUUUCAAGGCAACGUACACCAGAUACGUACAGUGCCAUCGACCUGGGAAUGAUGUGGAGUCAACUAGGCGCUCACCAGUUGUUCCUAUUCUCUGUGCUUGAAGUGAUCGACCCAGUGGAGAAAUUAGACUUGAAGAUUGAGUUCAUUGUAGACUGCAUUGUGGACCUGGAGAAUAUGAUUUAUUCGCUUGAGCGUGAUGGUGAGGUUUUGGGCGAUCACACAGUGGGAAUUCAUGAUCCAAGGAUUGUGGAGGCUCGCAGAGCUCUCGACAAACUGAACAUUGAGAAGGAUGAAUUGCUGGAGAGCAAAGGGUUCAGGGCUCCAAACGCCAAGUACUUUCAUCUCAAUCAGAAGCUUGAGAGUUUCAGGGAGAUCUUUGAGGAGGCAGCUGCAAUUGUUAUACCAAUUCAAUCCCUGUAUGAUGUGCUAUCAAGUGAAGGGAACGCACCACGAAGAAGUACACAAGAAUUCGUGACAAUCGUGAAUAAUUUGGUCAACAUUCUCCAGGGGCAUUACAGAUCUCUGCACGAAUUCUCGUCUCAACUGCGAGAGGAGUUCCUCGCUAAUUAUCGAGAUCUGGUCCAGCCUAUACUGAUAUCAAUGGUCCAUCUGCAGCACGGAAUGAAGAUUCUGAUUGAUGAGGGCCUAAGAAUGGUAGCAGAACGACAAUUGAGCUUUGAUUUGUCGUCCACUGCAGAGAGCUUCCUGUACAGCAUCGUCAGAUUUCCAACUGUUGGGCAUGAACAGGAGAAUCUGCUCCAUUUGAUAGACUUAUGCACUUGCAGGAGUACUAGAGAAUUCAUUGAUUCGAGAAUCGAUGCCAUGGAACUAGGGCCAGGACUCGGGAUCGUUGAGAUCUUCAGACCCCUGAAGAACUCUCUUUCAGAACUUUACAAUUAUACGAGUCUGACUGGAAGGGUGACACCGCAGAUCUGGGAGGUACUCAACCAACUUUCACUGCAAAUUGUUUUGAUAUGGCAGAAGAAGGAGAUUGAGAGGGAUCGAAGGAGGCAGCAGGAGGACUCUCUGUACAGACACAGAGCACAAACUCAUGGGGAAGUCCCAACAGAAGAGGAGGAGAUCAACAUGGAACUGCGUAGAUUAUUCCCAACGCAUCGUGAUGAUGAUUUUAGGGAGAUUGAUGAGGCUCAACCGACGUUGGAAGCUAGGGAUUCCACAGCUGAGGAGUUUCGAGGACACGAGGAAGAAACGAUCUUCGAGCAUCUGAUAACUGAUGAAGAUAUCCACGAAGUUUAUGAGAUUCAUUCCAAGCUCGUCCAGCACUUUGUUAAAGCUCCAUGGCUGGAGGCACCUGGUGACACCCCCAAACGAACCUACAUUGAGCCAUUGUUGGAGAGAUUCAGAACAUUUAACACACUCCUUCCCAGUGUUCAAUCAGCUCUGCCCUCUGACUUAUCCUCGAAACUGUACAUGAGCUUCAAUAUCCUGACGUCAGUGGCUGCCUGCAACAGUCAGGGCGAGAGAUUCUACGAGGAGUCCUCAUUCAACAGGAAACCCUACGAUUUCUACAAGUCACAGAACAUCGAAGAGGUGAAGCAUUGUCUUCCCAUGCUCGAUGCCACUUUGAAUAGAGUCAAUGAUCUCCUGAAGGAGUGGCCAGAGCACCCCACUCUCUCCUCCAUCCGCACCAUCAUCACACGAAUCCACAGCUUCUCCAUCGACUCACCUGUCUCACGAUUCCUGACAGGUCUCGAGCUUCUGCUCGUCAAGAUGAGAGAGUGGGAGGAGAAUGCUCACAGUGGAGUAAGUCUCGCUGAACACUCGACUUCUCUCACUCAACAGAUCAUCGAGUGGAGGAAAUUGGAGCUCAACUGCUGGAAAAGCUUUCUCGAGUCUACAUUCGAGAGAUUAAAAGCUAAAACAUCGAAAUGGUGGUUCUUGAUGUUUGGUGUUGUCCAAUCGUACUUGAAUAAAUCACCAGAAGUUCCAGAAGUUCAAGAAGAGAAUGCCACAACUGAAAACGAGGAAAUUAUCACAGCGAAGAAGUUGAUCGAACGAUUGGAGAAUUUCAUGAAUCAGUCUCCCUUGGUGGAGUUCCAGGCUAGACUGGAUCUACUCUACACUUUCCACUGUCACGUGUGCUGCGUCAAACCGAGUCCAGAGAGGGAUGAGCUACUAGCCAUCUUCUGGAACAUCCACAACUACUACAUUCAGUUCAGCAAAGAAGUAGAUGCUAAAAUAAAUUCUCUCAAGUCUCCCAUCGAGAAAAAGCUCAAAGAAUUCGUGAAAAUUGCUAGAUGGAAUGACAUCAACUACUGGUCUGUGAAGGAGACCGUUGACAAGACCCACAGGACGCUCUACAAAUUCAUUCGAGAGUACGAGAGUGGAUUGAAGCAAAACGUUGGCGUCUGCCUCCUGGUCAAACCCUCAAAUUACGAUUUGGAGGCGAAUCGAGGGGAAUGGGAUCGUUCCAGAGAUCGAGAGUACACGAUCGAUCCAAAGGACUUCAUCACUCCUCCACUUCCCACCGGAGGGACUGCUCUUCAGGUACAGAACAAUUUCAUAAACAGAAGUGCCAGUCUCUUUACGAAGAGCAAAAAACUUUGUGAACAGAUGAUAACAAAGUCGACGUAUCCUGCAUUGAGAUCAGAAUUGGAACAGUUCAUUGAAGACUCUAUGGCCCAUGCGAUCACCCUGAAGAACCUGGAGGUCGACAGGACAUUACCAAACUCCAAACAAAAGUCACAUGCCAAGAGUAUCCUCCAGCAGAAGAAGAUGGCUCUGGCUGACUACUUCAAGUCGUUAACUGGCUUUGGAAUGUCAUACAGAAAGGGAUUACUGGCCCUGAAGAAUCGACCUGACGACAUCAUCGACUUCACAGUUCCCCCAGUGGAAGUGUCCUCAGCCCUCAAGAGGUUUGAUGACCUCAAGAACACCGACCAGCAGAUGUUGGCUCAGUGGAGUGGCUGUCAGUCCUAUUAUUACAAAUCUCUGAUCAAAUUGAAUGCCCUGAACAGCGCUUUCAUGAAGGUUCAGACUGACCUGGGGGUCUCCAACAUGGAGAGGUGCAGUGGGUACUCCAAUCACCUGAUGCUCCUGGUUCACAACGAGAAGAAGAUCUUAGCAGAGAGCUUCGACAGUUUCCUAAUCCUCAAACAACAUAUUUCAGAACUGAUGAGGAUUGACACUGAAGAUGUCGACCUUCCAGUCCACGAAGACAUCAGUGCCUGUUCCAGUCGACUGAAGGAUCUGCUUUUGUUCCUUCAGAUUAAUUUCGAACAGCUGGGGAUCUACCUCCACUCGUGCCCCAGGGGUGAUGAUACAGAGGAUAGUCCAGAGGUCUUGCUGCUCGAGUCCAACGACAUUCCCAUGAUCAGUUCAAAGAAAGAUGACGAUGUCUGGAGGUCAGCACUCAGCAUCCUGAAGAGUUGUGCAGACAUUGUAUCCGAGGAGUUGAAAAAGCACGAGAAAAUGUUUGGACAAUCUCCACAUUCUGUUAUCAGAACAGGCAUUCACUACAAUUCCCUGGGGAUCAGUCAACAGAGUCUCCAGAAGAUCAGAGCCAUCAUCUCUAAUUUCAUAAGACUGUUCACCAAGGAUCAUCCCAUCAUGGAGACGAUCCACUAUAUUGAAACAAAGAUUGAGACAUGGAUCGUUGGUUUUACAGAACUUAAACGCAUUUCCACCACGAUAGUCGAUCCUGAGGACGUUAGAAUAACGAAGUUCAGUAAUGAUGCCGAGAAUCUGAUGAAGACUAUUCUUCUCGUUAUCCAGGACAAGUACAAAGAAGCAUCUAUCAGUGGGAACGAUGAAGUACCCACUGCUGAUGAUGGAGAUGCAGCAGUGCAGCAGAGGGGAGACGAGGAAGAAGUCCAGAGUUCACAACUACAGGAGAAUGGACUACGAGAGAAAUUAAUAGAGUCUUUAGAGAAGGACAUCACAAACUUGAGGCUGAAUGAAGUGAAUGAGAAAGUCGAGGGGCUCCUGGAACUCAGUCAGAAAAUGAAGCCAUCAUUCUCAUCACAAUCGAACUUGAUCUGGCGCAGAUGUCUCCCAAUUCUGAAUCAAUACCUCCUGUUCUCCCAAUUUUAUCUUCAUGAACAAGUUGCAUUGUUUCGAACGAGCUGUAAAUUCUUGUACAUUCAGCUGAACGUCUUCCUUGACCUGGCGACCAACGGUUUCUGUGUCCCAAAAGACCUCGAUCUUGGCGAUGCUGAGGCUGAUGAGGACGGUGAGCAACGAGACUCAGAUAAAGGGGGAAUGGGUCUUGUUGAUGGAGAAGGGAAGAAGGAUGUUUCAGAUAGGCUCGAGUCUGAGGAUCAGCUUGACGAUGCGAGACCAGCUGGUGAGGAGAAAGAAUCCAAAGAGGACAAAGAUUGCAAAGAGGAAGAGAAUGGUAUCGACAUGAGCGAGAAUUUUGAUUCGAAGCUACAGGACUUGGAUAAGAAAGAGAAUGAGGAGGACGAUGACAAAGAGAAGGACGAGGAUGAUGAGGAUCUUGAUAAAGAGAUUGGUGACACUGAAGAGGGAACUGAUCAGUUAGAUAAAGAGAUCUGGGGUGAUGAUCAGGAGGAAGAGGACACCGAGACGAACGAGACCGAUGAGCAGGGGUCAGGGGAGCAACUUGGGGACAAGGAGAUGACUGCUAAAGACGAGAAGACGAAGAGCCCGAAUGAAGAGGACCAGAGCCAGAGGGAGAAUCGCGAAGGGGAGGAGGAGGAGAAGGAGGAGAUUAACGAGAUGAACGAGCCAGAUGUCAAUGACGAUCAGAUCAAUCCUUACCAUGGCAACCAGGAGCCCCAACCAGAGCCUGAGGCGAUGGACCUGCCAGAAGACCUGAAUCUUGAUGAGGGUGAGGGUAAGGAGGACAAUGCCGAGGGUGAAGAGAACCCCUUUGAUAUUGACGAGAUGAAAGAGGCUAUGCCCCCACCAGAGGUGAAGGAACCAGAGGCACCUCAAGGAGAAGAGAAGAAAGAUGAAGCCCAGGACGAUGACUCUAGUGAUGAAGAGGAGAACGGCCCUUCAACGUCAGAUCCAGAGGUCAAAGACUUGGAUGAGAACGAGCAGAAUCCUGAGGAGGGAUCCAACCAAGUCCCAGAGGAAGGCACCAAGGAGGAGGAGCCAAAACCUGAGGAAACAGAGAAAUCUGGUGAGGAACAAGCAGUCCCGAGUAUGGACGAUGCCAGUGAAGAGACAGAUGCUGCCCAGGAAUCAAAAACAAAUGAUGGCUCUCACGAUAAAGUCCCCGAUAAGGAGAAUAAAAACGAGGAACAGGAGUCCUCGGCAACUGAGAAUAAUCAGGACGAUGGGGAGGACAAGGGGACAGGUCAGGCACAGUCUGAGGAGCCUGAGCACGGUCAUGUGGGUACUUCAUCUCAGAAAAACACACCUGUGCAGCGUCAAGAUGUGGAGCAGAAGCCACAGGAGAAGAGGAAGAAUCCUGGCGAGAGCGACGAGAAUCGUGCUCUAGUGGACAACAUCCAGCCUGAUAAGAAGAAGCAGAAGAUGAUUUACUCGAGAGAGGAGUCCUCUGCCAAUAACGAAGACGAUGAGGGGGCAGAGGAGGACAGGGAUGGGGACGUUGACAUGUGUGAGCACGUGAAGGAGUCCGAGAGGUACGAUAAUUACGCGACAGAUGCUGCGACUGAAGAACAAGCGAAAAAGCAGAAAACUGCGGAUAGGGAGGAAGAUCCUGAGGGGAAGGAUGAAGAGGAGCAAAUGGACGUGGACAUGCAUGAGGAGGAAGCUGUGGAGGAGGACGAAACGCGGAGAUUGACACAAAAUCCAGAGGAAACUCCAGAAUCAGAUGGAAAGAAAGAUAAGGAGAAGUCGAAGACGAGUUCAAGGGGUCAAGCUCUCGAAGAAUCAUCAAUGGAGACUCAAGUGGAGGUUGAGGGGGAGAAUGUCGACACACUUGGGGUUCAGAGGGCAGCAGAGUCCGCAUUCUAUACAAAUUUAAUCGAGGACACUUCGAUGACGAGAAUUGAGGAGGGAAGGCAGGAAAUCGAGAGUAUGUUGAGUCAAUGGAGAUCUACACCCACGACAGAAGAGGCUUUGACAGCCUGGAACAGCCUCUGCGCAGUGACAGAGAGUUCUGCGAGGGAUUUAUCAGAGAAACUGAGACUCGUGCUGGAGCCAACUCAAGCUACUAGACUAAGGGGGGACUACAGGACUGGAAAACGAAUUAACAUGAGGAAAAUCAUUCCUUACAUUGCCAGCCAGUUCAGGAAGGAUAAAAUCUGGAUGAGGAGGACUAAACCAUCGAAGAGAGAUUAUCAGAUUGUGCUGGCACUGGAUGACAGCAGUAGUAUGGCUGAUAAUCACUCGAAGGAACUGGCGUUCGAGUCCUUAUCACUGAUUUCUAAGGCAAUGGGGUAUCUGGAAGUUGGGGAACUCGGUGUUCUGAGUUUUGGGGAAACACCGAAGGUCCUCCAUCCAUUGGGGGCUUCCUUCACCGAAGAGAGUGGGUCCAGGCUCAUUCAGGAGAUGAAGUUCGAUCAGAAGAACACGAAGAUAGCGGAGUUGGUUGACUUCACUGUAGAUAUGUUCGAGGGACAGAGAACAGCAACUGAUAACGCCAAACUUCUUCUCAUUUUGAGUGAUGGAAGGGGACUCUCCUCUGAUGGACUUAACAAGGUCGUUCGUGCUGUCAGGAGGGCCAAACUCAAGGACAUCUUCAUUGUUUUCAUCAUUGUUGAGAAUCCAAACGGUAGAGACUCGAUUUUGGAUAUUCGUAAUGCAGUUUUUGAAGGUGGGAAAGUUGUUUUUUAUCCUUAUUUGGACAGCUUCCCGUUUCCAUUCUACAUGAUUCUGAAAGAUAUUAACGCACUCCCUGGCGUCCUCAGUGAUGCCCUCAGGCAGUGGUUCGAGGUCGUAGGGAAGAUUGAUGCUUAAUUUAUUUUUUUACUGAUUUGUGUUAAAUACAAUAGUUUUGUCUAGUUUAAGGAGCAUUUUUAUAACGCUCAACGUUCUUUCUAUUGUUUGAGUUACAUGUAAGACGUCAAAGAUGGGAUUUGGCCUGCAUUUUUUUAUAUGAACGUUAUUUAGGCUCAAUUCUUUCAUAACUGGAGUGUUACAAAAAUAAAGUAUUUUCUACUUUCACCGAUGUACAAGUUCGAACUGUUGGUUCCAUUCGAAUGACAUCACAUUUUUAUUCUUCAUUUGAGUAAUGCGUACUUGAGAGUGUAAAUAUUUAUGAAAAUAUAAAACUAUUUGGAUUAA